UCAUCUUGAGAUCCGUAGCUAAGUGCAUCUACAAAGAUUCUAUUUCUAAAUAAGGUCACGCUCUGAGGUUCCAGAUACAGACGCACAGGGAGGCGGGGUGGUAGUCAACCCACUGUGAGUGCCACAGUAGCUGAGCAACACGGCUAAGGGUUCAGGACUGAGCAGAGACAGCACUUGUGCCUUCUACCUGUCACCUCCAUCUGGCCAAGGGGCCAGAAGUGGGAUUCAGAACAGAAGAGGGUCUCAAUGAGGAAGAUAACAUAUAGCCUACCUAAACUAGAUCAACCACGGAAAAGAAUAAAUAAGGAAGAUUCACAGGGGAGGUAGGAGGUGGGGCUGGGUGUCACAGAAGAUGAGGAUGAAUUUAUUAACAGCUGUGGAGUAACUAAGAAGGGUAUCUUUGCUUUUGAAACCUCUGUCCAAAAAAAGAUCAACAAGGGGCAAUAAAAUGAUCACUCGCCAACUAGAGCAAAAAUGUGGGUGCACUGGAAAAAUUAGUAGCAUCCUAAGGAUCAUUCUGCUGGGGACAGUUUAGGCUUUUUUGGCCCAAGGAAUGAGUGCUCCUCUCACUGGGAAAAAGCCUUUCCAGGCUGGUCCCUGAAAGCAUCGUGCGUAGAUGCCUGUUGGUUGCCAUGGUGAAUGAUGCUGAUGUGAAGAAAUGAAUAAUGUGAGCGUUGGGGGCGACGGUGGGAUUACUCAGUGGCGAGUGAGACAUCAAGGAGAGCCCAGAGCGGAGGAAGCCACCAUUCUUUCAGCUUUGGUCCACUCUGCCUCGGAGGGUAGAGCUCUACCCAGAUACACUGCGAGAGUCAGAAUCGGGAUGAACAUCGAGGUGGGGAACGUUUCCUACACGGGCGCCAUCAUCUCCUGGUCGUCCUCGGAGCCCUGCCUGGAGGACUAUUACCAUAUUAUGUACAGGCCCAACUGGAACAGCAUCUUCUCUGGCUAUCUUCGCUACAGCUUCCACCACGAGGAGAAGGUGCCUCGAACCAUCAGCUCUGUGGCGCUGGAACACCUCGCUCCCUCCACUCUCUACUUCCUCUGCAUCAGCUGCAAGAAGGCGGCCUUCCCCUACAGGCACUACUGCACCAUGUUCCACACGCUGGAUAAGAGCCCCCUGGCGCCCGGAAGCUCCCUGGUAGACCCCCAGAUCUCGCUCUGGGUGCUGAUGGCCAUUCUGCUGGCCUGCUUCACGGCUGUCCUGGCCUUCAUCUGCCUGCAGUUCUGGUGCAUCCGUUGUCAUGAGCCUCGAUGGUCAUACAGAGCUGGCCACAUGGAGGAAGCCAAUGGGUUGGUGAGAUGGCCAGAGGAGGCCCCAGCUUUCGGUCAGAGAGAGGAAGACCUGCAGGGGCUCCCCCUGGUGGAGAUACCACGCAAGGACUCUGGGGCUGACCCAGGAGCUGAAGACCAGCGCGAUGCACCAAGCUUACCCAGGGAGGGUGGCCAACAGCCUGCCAUAUUGCCUCAUUGCAGGGAGUGAGAAGGGAGAUGACAGUCCCCACUAUGUACCCUAAAGCCCCGCCCCCCAUACCGUAGGUCUUCUGUAAAAAUGUACAGGCUACCCAGUUCUCCUCCCUCAAAUGUCAGUGCUAUUGUGGAUUCCUGGUGUCGGAUGAAAAGCUUCUCAAACUAGAAAGCAUCCCCACUCCAGGGCUGCCACAGGACAAGCAUGGCUUCGCUUCACCAGUGUCCCUCUGGGGGGCCCCACUGAGAACUGCAGGAGUUAUUCUAACAUUCAAUCAAGCAUGGGUAUAUUAUAGAAUAGAAAGAAAAAGUUUGCAUGACUUCAAUAAAGCACACACAAUACUGGAAGGAAAUGUGUGGGCCACAGAUUUGGGAUAAGGGAUCGAAUGGUCUCUUUGCGAUUUGCUUUCUGUCAUUCUUCGGAAAGCGUGAGAAGCCUCACACUGGAGUGUUCUCCAACCUGUAGGCGACCACAUUUCACCUCAUGUCCCAUUUUCAUUUUUUAAAAAUCCUGGGCCAUCUUUAUUGUUAUUGAUAAUAACACUUUCUCCUGAAGUUGGCUCACUUUUUAAAUUUUAAACGUAUUUUAAAAGAUAGCCAUACAUCACUCCUGUCAGCAAGUGGUAAGAGCUGAUCUGGGUUAACCACACUUUCCUAUCUAGACCCACCGACCCACAGGAGAAAAGCCUCUCUCACGUUAUUGUAUUUGUCCGGUCAGUUCCUCUCCUAAGUCCAGCUCUGCUUACUUUUUGAAAACAGGGUCAAAUGCGGCUAUUUUUAUUCCAGCAGAAAGACAAAUGCUGUCCUCUUUUUUGCUAGGGGACAUAUUUCACCCUCUGGGCGGCAUCCUUUAGUCCUCUCACACAAACCCUGUGGUCAGAACUGAAUCGCGCAGCACAAAACCCCAGAAUCACUGAACAACACCAUGAUGAACUGAUCAGGAAAUGAGGAGCUGGUGAGCCAAGACAAAGGGCCCACAGACCUAGUUCCCCAUGUGUCUUACUGUAGUGCCCGCCUCAGUUUCCACCCGGCAUCCGCCCACCCAGUCCAUGUCCACCCCGUCCCUGUCAGCUGAGAACAAAUAAAGAUGC
Chinchilla lanigera (long-tailed chinchilla) is the source of this 2555-nucleotide messenger RNA. It is a transcript of the gene Fndc9, whose product is annotated as fibronectin type III domain containing 9. The record is from RefSeq and is a predicted model, not a curated record. Gene Ontology annotation, molecular function: protein binding. The coding region runs from base 659 to 1480 and encodes 273 amino acids. The transcript has 2 exons. NCBI's taxonomy places the organism in Eukaryota, Metazoa, Chordata, Mammalia, Rodentia, Chinchillidae.